Molecule: messenger RNA, 1353 nt
Organism: Hydra vulgaris (swiftwater hydra)
Lineage: Eukaryota; Metazoa; Cnidaria; Hydrozoa; Anthoathecata; Hydridae
Source: RefSeq, a predicted model, not a curated record
AUGACCACAAAAGAUUUAAAUUUAACUCGAAAAAAAUUUGAGGUAGCAUACUUUAUUUCUAAAGAAGAGCUACCACUCAGCGUAUACCCAAAAAUACUAUGCUUGGAAGAAAAUCAUGGUGUAGAGCUUGAUCAAGCUAUUUUAGUUGAUGCAUCAACAGAUGUUUCUGUAAUUGAAAAAGAAGCUAUUUUUAUUAUUAGUUUUGAUCCAACUCCUAUAGGAAAGACCGAAAUAAGCGUUGAAUGUUCUUUCCUUUCUAUUUUUGAUCUUGAAUAUGGAACAUCUGAAGGAGUUUUCAAUAAAAUCAGUCAAUCCCUUGAUUCAGAAUGUACCAAAAAUUAUAAAACUAAAUUAGUUGGUUUCGGUGCUGAUGGCGCAUCUGUAAAUAGAGGAAAUAGGACAAGUGUCAAUGUAUUGCUUAAGAAGGAAAUUCCAUGGAUAACUUUCGGUUGCUGUGUUGCACAUCGCCUUGAGUUAGCGUUAAAAGAUAAAUUUGGAGAAAUAAAGGCGUUUAAUGAUGUCGAUAACAUCAUUUUGAAAAUGUAUGCAAUUUAUAAAAAAUCGCCCAAAAAGUUACGACAGUUAAGAGAGCUUGUUGCUAUUCUUGAAGAGGGUAAUGCAUUUGAUAUUGCAGGAAAACGAUGGAUUGCACAUAAAAUUCAAGCACUUGAGAUGCUCUUAGACAAAUAUGGAGUAUAUAUGAAAUAUCUCGAAAACAUGGCUGCAGAUUUCAGUUUUACCCAAGCAGAAAGAGCAAAGUUUAAAGGGUACUAUCAAAACUGGAAUCAUGGACGAAUACCUCUUUAUAUAGCAUUAUUUAUAGAAAUUUUAUCGACAGCUAAAUUGUUAUCUUUAUCUUUUCAAAGCAACGAAAUUGAUUCAGUAGCAUCUUCUGGAUUUGUUGAACAAACUAAAAAGCAGUUAAGUCGUUUGCAGAAAAAAGAGUUUAAUGAUUUACCAACAGUCAAACGUUUCCUAUCAAAAGUAACAAAUAGUAAUGGAAAGUAUUUAUUUCAGGAUGUCGAGCUUCAUGAUUUUACAAACGCACUAACUCUAGUUAAGAAUUCGAAAUCAAUGAUUGUAGUGUUAAUUACCAAAUCCAUAGAAGACCGUUUGGAAGCACAAAAUACAGUUCCUGAUAUGUACGGAAUGUUAUUACUAAACACUGGCGGUUGGUAUCAAAAUAACACAAAUAAUUCAUUUGCAGAUGAUAACAUCAAAAAAUUGUAUGACUUUUAUAAUAUGCCGUUACGUUAUGCUAGCUUCACUGGGAAUGUGAACAAUAUGUUAGAUGCUUGGCAUAGUUUAGUUGAUUAUACUGUCAAAUAUUUGGCACCAGAUAAAACCAGAUAA